Molecule: messenger RNA, 2233 nt
Organism: Mangifera indica (mango)
Lineage: Eukaryota; Viridiplantae; Streptophyta; Magnoliopsida; Sapindales; Anacardiaceae
Product: plastidic glucose transporter 4
Exons: 14
Coding region: 226-1890 (554 amino acids)
Biological process (GO): carbohydrate transport; transmembrane transport
Cellular component (GO): membrane
Molecular function (GO): carbohydrate:proton symporter activity
Source: RefSeq, a predicted model, not a curated record
UGAUUCCAAAAUCCAUCGGAAUGAGAGAAUAGAAUUCUCCACCAAACUUUGUUUUUGCUGCUGUCUUCACUCUCUCGACGGAACUUCCUAAGCUCCUCUCUGUUACUGUCAAAUAACACAACAAUCUUAUUUCUGUUUCUUUCGAGUCAAAUCUUCUGAUUCCUCGCUCACUGUUGCUUUACUCGAACUUUCAAUCUGAAUCAGACACUAAACGGUGCCACGACAAUGCAAGCGUCCACAUACGCAGUCAAACCGAGUGUAGGUUUUCAGGCGCGGAGUCGGCGGGGAGUUUCGGCUUGUUUUGGUGACUUUAAGGGGUUAAACUUAGCUUUGAAUGGUAGUUUUGAUAAGAAUAAUAGUAUUUACAUUAGAAGUGGGACCUCUUGCUGUGGAUUGCGUCUCGACGCGGCUACUAUGGGAGCUGAGCUCACGCGUGCGAGAUUUGGAGUUGAAAGUCUGUUCAGGUCAACGGCUAAGCCACGAUCAGUUAGAGCUCAAGCCACUGAUGGAGACGUGGAAGAUGUUAUGCCUUACAAGCCUCAGGAGAAAUCUUCUGGAGUAGUCUUGCCUUUUGUUGGGGUUGCUUGCCUUGGAGCUAUUUUAUUUGGUUACCAUCUGGGGGUUGUAAAUGGUGCUCUUGAAUACCUUGCCAAGGAUCUUGGGAUUGCUGAGAACACUGUCUUACAAGGAUGGGUUGUCAGUACACUACUUGCUGGUGCCACUGUUGGUUCUUUCACUGGAGGAGCAUUGGCAGACAAGUUUGGCAGAACAAAAACUUUUCAAUUAGAUGCAAUCCCUCUUGCAAUUGGAGCAUUUUUAUGUGCUACGGCCCAGAGCGUGCAAACGAUGAUAAUUGGUCGCAUACUUGCUGGCAUUGGAAUUGGCAUCUCAUCUGCCAUUGUACCACUUUACAUAUCUGAGAUCUCACCAACUGAAAUUCGUGGUGCCCUUGGCUCUGUAAACCAACUUUUUAUCUGUAUUGGGAUUCUUGCAGCAUUGGUGGCUGGAUUACCUUUAGCUGGAAACCCUAUAUGGUGGAGGACAAUGUUUGGUAUUGCAGCUGUACCCUCUAUUUUAUUGGCACUUGGAAUGGGAUUUUCUCCAGAAAGCCCCCGGUGGCUUUUUCAGCAAGGAAAGAUUUCUGAAGCUGAAAAAGCUAUAAAGACACUAUAUGGGAAAGAAAGAGUUGGUGAAGUUAUGCAUGAUCUAAGAACAGCAAGUCAAGGAUCUGCCGAGCCAGAGGCAGGAUGGUUUGAUUUAUUUAGCUCUCGCUAUUGGAAAGUUGUGAGUGUUGGUGCAUCACUUUUCUUGUUCCAACAAUUGGCUGGGAUAAAUGCCGUGGUAUAUUAUUCUACUUCUGUGUUCCGUAGUGCUGGAAUUGCAUCUGAUGUUGCAGCGAGUGCUCUUGUUGGGGCAGCAAAUGUCUUUGGAACUGCUAUUGCAUCCUCUUUGAUGGACAGACAGGGAAGGAAAAGUCUUCUGUUGACCAGCUUUGGAGGAAUGGCUGCUUCAAUGUUGCUGCUUUCCUUGUCCUUCACAUGGAAAGUCCUGGCACCAUAUUCUGGCACUCUUGCCGUUGUUGGGACUGUCCUCUAUGUCUUGUCCUUUUCACUUGGUGCCGGUCCUGUGCCUGCUCUUCUCCUGCCAGAGAUCUUUGCUUCAAGAAUCAGGGCAAAAGCAGUUGCAUUGUCAUUAGGCAUGCAUUGGAUAUCCAACUUCGUCAUUGGCCUGUAUUUCUUAAGCGUUGUGAACAAAUUUGGUAUCAGCUCCGUCUAUUUGGGAUUUUCAACCGUUUGUCUUCUUGCUGUCGUGUACAUAGCUGGUAAAGUCGUAGAAACAAAGGGGCGAUCUUUGGAGGAGAUAGAGCUAGCUCUUAAUCCAGCAAUUUAAGUCUGGAAAUCUAAGAAGUUGCAUACGGUAAUAGUCUCACUUUGGCUUCCGGACACAGACCUUAAAAUCAGUGGUGUUUUUCUCCUGUAGAGAGCUUCCCCUUGUUCUACCCAGACUUCGGUAUAAGACCGACUUGUUUGUUCAGCGUCAUUUUGCUCUUUUCUGAAUAAAUGUUUUAAGAUCAAAUGUAACCGGAUUAAAUAUUUUUUUUUAUGUUUCUGUAUAAAAUCCCAGACAUGAAGCACAACUGAAGAGUCAUUGGAGCUGAGUGACAUAAACAGGUGAGAUUUUUGUUCUUUGGUGGUUUUACAAUUAUAAAAUAAUCCAGUUACAUGUUGAAAUA